This is a messenger RNA of Musa acuminata AAA Group (dessert banana), 494 nucleotides long. RefSeq names its product signaling peptide TAXIMIN 1-like. Bases 137 to 361 code for a protein of 74 amino acids. The transcript is spliced from 2 exons. The record is from RefSeq and is a predicted model, not a curated record. NCBI's taxonomy places the organism in Eukaryota, Viridiplantae, Streptophyta, Magnoliopsida, Zingiberales, Musaceae.
GUUUCGCCCCCAUCGCCAAUUCCCAACCCCCCUCCGAUCUUUCCUGGUAAUCGAACGAACAGGAGAUCAUUCGUUUCGUGGUGGGAGUUAGAAAGGAGUAGGAAUAGAAGGGCGGGAGAGAGGAGGAAGAAGCAAGAUGUGCUGCGAGUGCCGACCGCUCGGAUGGCUGCUGGGCCUUCCCUUCGCUUUGCUCUCCCUUGUCGUCUCCAUCGUCGGCGCCGCCAUCUGGAUCGUCGGGCUGCCGGUAUCGUGCAUCUGCCCGUGCUGCCUGUGCGUGACGAUCCUGGUGGAGUUCGCCGUCGAGCUCAUCAAGGCGCCGCUCCACGUCAUGAGGUGGUUCGCCUCGCAGAUCCCCUGUUAGCCCCUCAUCCUCUUUAACCACCCAUAUUCCGAGGGAUUUCGCUCGGUACUCGAACGUCAUCUCACCAUUUCCGCUUCACAUUUGGUUUCUUAGUUUAUGCGGUGAUUCUUAUCUUCCAUCGUUGUGCAUCCAC